Messenger RNA from Ananas comosus (pineapple), 1822 nucleotides. Its product is annotated as protein CLP1 homolog. Gene Ontology annotation, molecular function: polynucleotide 5'-hydroxyl-kinase activity. The transcript is spliced from 10 exons. Gene Ontology annotation, biological process: tRNA splicing, via endonucleolytic cleavage and ligation. Bases 123 to 1424 code for a protein of 433 amino acids. The record is from RefSeq and is a predicted model, not a curated record. Gene Ontology annotation, cellular component: nucleus; mRNA cleavage factor complex. NCBI's taxonomy places the organism in Eukaryota, Viridiplantae, Streptophyta, Magnoliopsida, Poales, Bromeliaceae.
UUCGCCUUCGACUUCGCCUGACCUUCCCCGUCCCUUCCAGGCUUCAUCGACGCGCCCAAUUCGGAAGUCGAAACCCCUUCGUGCUAGGGUUAGGGUUUUGCUGCUCCAAGGAAAGCACGGCGAUGGCCAUGGCAAUGGGCUCCGCUCCGGCGCCACCCCCUCGCCAGUUCAAGCUCGCGAGGGAGAGCGAACUGAGGGUGGAGGUGGGCGCCGCCGCCCCGCUCCGCGUCCGCCUCCUCUCCGGCACCGCAGAGAUCUUCGGCGCCGAGCUCCCCCCCGAGAAUUGGCUCCCCAUCCCUCCUCGUAGCAAGAUCGCGAUUUUUACUUGGCAUGGUGCAACGAUCGAGCUGGAUGGGAUCAGUGAGGUCGAGUAUGUGGCGGAUGAGACGCCCAUGGUAAGCUAUGUGAAUGUUCAUGCCAUACUUGAUGGACGGAGAACUCACGCUAAGGCAUCGCAAGGCAGUGGACUGGAUGCUUCACAGGGUCCUCGGGUGAUUGUUGUGGGACCUACAGAUUCUGGGAAAAGCACUUUGUGCAGGAUGCUUCUCAGCUGGGCCUCUAAACAGGGCUGGAAACCUACAUUUGUGGAUUUGGAUAUUGGCCAGGGAUCCAUUACUAUACCUGGAUGUAUUGCCGCCACACCAGUUGAGAUGCCCAUAGAUGCAGUAGAAGGAAUCCCGUUAGAGAUGCCUAUCGUGUACUUCUAUGGGCACACUACUCCCAAUGUUAAUGCAGAUCUUUAUAAGGUUCUUAUGAAGGAGCUUGCUCAGACACUGGAGAAGCAGUUCUCUGGGAAUGCCGAAUCUAGAGCUGCUGGCAUGGUGAUCAACACAAUGGGAUGGGUAGAAGGCCUUGGGUAUGAGUUACUUCUUCAAGCAGUUGAUACUUUCAAAGCUAAUGUUGUUCUGGUCUUGGGCCAGGAGAAACUUUGCAGCAUGUUGAAAGAAGUACUAAAGAGCAAGCCUAAUGUAGACAUUGUGAAACUUCAUAAAUCAGAAGGGGUUGUUCUGAGAAAUCAGAAGGUCCGCCAGAAGGCUAGAAGUUUUAGAAUCAGGGAAUACUUUUAUGGCCUUUCAAAUGAUCUCUCCCCACAUUCAAAUAUUAUCAAUUUUAGUGAUGUUUCUAUUUACCGAAUUGGUGGUGGCCCACAAGCACCUCGUUCGGCACUACCUAUCGGUGCAGAGCCAGUGGCAGACCCGACGAGAGUAGUUGCAGUCAACAUAAACCGGGACUUACUGCACUUGGUUUUAGCUGUUUCUUAUGCUAAGGAACCUGAUCAAAUAAUUUCCAGCAACGUCGCCGGGUUUAUAUAUGUCACAGAUAUAGAUAUCCAGAGGAAGAAGAUCGUUUGCCUUACACCGUGCCCUGGUGAACUGCCGAGCAAGAUUUUGGUUGUGGGAACGCUGACUUGGUUGGAAGGCUGAUACAGGUUUUAACAUUGGCAUCACCAAAUUCAAUGUUCUGGUACAUUGUCCUCUUGAGUGUGCUCGGCUAUCUCUGGCCUUACUGCAACGAGAUUGUUUGCGACAUGUAACCAUGGAAAUUUCUCUCUUCAUGAAUGCGGCAUAGUUCUGUAAAAGUGGUCAUUGCGUUUUGUGAAGUAACUAGCCAACGUAAUGCUGGACUGCUGUGAAGCCUGCGGGUUUUGUGAAGUAACUAGCCAACGUAAUUUUGGACUGCUGUGAAGCCUGCGGGUUUUUACAUACGAAAGGUUAUAUCUUUGUAAGCUUAAUAUUUAUUGCUCUAAUUUGGCGCUUUUAUGCUUUACAAGUGGUUUUCGCUCCUUAGUAGCUAAAUAAAUAGCAAGGCUGACACAAACUGA